Molecule: messenger RNA, 1409 nt
Organism: Ascochyta rabiei
Lineage: Eukaryota; Fungi; Ascomycota; Dothideomycetes; Pleosporales; Didymellaceae
Product: D/L-glyceraldehyde reductase
Exons: 2
Coding region: 1-318 (105 amino acids)
Cellular component (GO): cytosol
Molecular function (GO): aldose reductase (NADPH) activity
Source: RefSeq, a predicted model, not a curated record
AUGAGAUACUUAAUGAAGAGCAUCCCGCGCUCGUGGCUGGGACUCCAAACACCUCGCUGCACCUCUUUUUCAUCACUCAAAGCAUACGCAUCCUUCAGAAUGUCUUCAGGAAAGACUGCCACCCUCAACACUGGCUACAAGAUCCCUCAAUUGGGAUAUGGCACAUGGCAAGCCGGUCCCGGUGAGGUGGGCAACGGUGUCUACGAGGCGCUGAAGAUUGGUUACCGACACCUUGUGAGUGACCCUGACGAUCCCUGGACCCUGAGCAGCCGUCCUUUCACUACAUCCAUCAACUCUGCCGCUUACACAAUUUGCUAACCUUCUUCUUUUCAGGACCUUGCCAAAAUGUACGUUUUUAUACCCCACGUUCUUUUCCACCUCCUUGCAAGAGUUUCUCCGCCGCUGCCGCCGGCGAGGCUGCCACGGCAACCUCAUACCCAACGGUGACAGUCCGGUGGAGGUCAAGCUGGGAUGCCCCUCAGUGGGGACCUUCAAGAAGCUAUGACCAGUCCUCCACAACCCGUGGCUAGAAAUGCUGACUAACAUAUUUCGCACCAAUCAGCUACGAGAACCAGAAGGAGGUCGCGGAAGGUAUCAAACGCGCCUUCAAGGACAUCCCUGGCCUCAAGCGUGAGGACAUCUUCAUCACAUCCAAGCUCUGGAACACCCAACACAACCCUGAGCACGUCGAAGCCGCUCUUGACGACACCCUUGCUGAGCUCGAGCUUGACUACCUUGACCUCUACCUCAUCCACUGGCCCGUCAACUUCGGCCCUGGAAAGGACCCUCACUCUGACCUCUUCCCUGCCACCUCCGACGCCAAUGAGGUCAACAUUGACAACUCUGUCCCCAACAGCGAGACAUGGAAGGCCGUGAACAAGCUUCCCAAGAGCAAGGUUCGCUCUGUUGGUGUUUCCAACUUCACAUACCAAACCCUCAAGGCUCUGGUUGAGAAGACUGGCCUCGUUCCUGCCGUCAACCAAAUCGAGCGUCACCCCAUCCUUCCCAGCAAGGAGCUCAUCGCCUACGCAAAGGAGAAGAACAUCCACAUCACCGCCUACUCCGCCUUCGGCAACAACUUCUUCAACAUCCCUCUCCUCAUCACUCGUCCGGAGGUCAAGGCCAUCGCCGAGAAGAAGGGCGCUACACCCGCCCAGGUCAUCCUUGCCUGGAGCCAGGUUGGCGGCCACUCCGUGAUUCCCAAGUCCGUCACCCCAUCCAGGAUUGCAGAAAACUUCAAGGAGAUUGAGCUGAGCGAGGAGGAAGUCGCUGCUAUCCAGAAGUUCUCGGACGAGCACCAGGGCCGCAGGAGGUACAACGUGCCGUACACUGCUAACAAGCCUCGCUGGAGCAUCAACGUCUUCGAUGAGCCUGAGGAGCAGGAGGCCCCGAACAAGGUCGUUGUGUAG